Molecule: messenger RNA, 2155 nt
Organism: Liolophura sinensis
Lineage: Eukaryota; Metazoa; Mollusca; Polyplacophora; Chitonida; Chitonidae
Product: paired box protein Pax-1-like
Exons: 2
Coding region: 173-1009 (278 amino acids)
Biological process (GO): regulation of transcription by RNA polymerase II; anatomical structure development
Molecular function (GO): RNA polymerase II cis-regulatory region sequence-specific DNA binding; DNA-binding transcription factor activity, RNA polymerase II-specific
Source: RefSeq, a predicted model, not a curated record
AUAUGGCGGGAGUCAGCUCUGUGUCGAACAAGGGCAGUAAAUGAGGCCUUGGGGUGUCAGGAGGGGUUCGCCAGAGAACAGUUUAGUCUCAAUCCUCCGUGGAUCAAGGAGUUACAGGAAGAAGUCGGAUACCAUGACCAACUCAACACGAUAAAAAUCUCCAAACAUCUCCAUGGCCGAGAAUUUACCGAUGAUGCAAGGGAGCAUGGAUCAGUCGUUCGGGGAGGUGAACCAGUUAGGAGGUGUAUUCGUCAAUGGCAGACCUUUACCCAACGCAAUCAGGCUGAGAAUCGUGGAGUUAGCUCAGCUGGGGGUCCGGCCAUGCGACAUCAGCCGACAGUUACGAGUGUCGCAUGGUUGCGUGAGCAAAAUACUGGCGCGAUACAACGAGACAGGCAGUAUACUGCCAGGUGCUAUAGGGGGCAGUAAACCUCGAGUGACCACACCAAACGUUGUUAAACACAUCAAAUUAUACAAGGAAAGAGACCCGGGGAUAUUCGCUUGGGAAAUACGGGACAAACUGUUAUCGGACUCUAUCUGCGACAAAUACAACGUUCCGUCAGUUAGUUCUAUUAGCAGAAUUCUGAGGAAUAAACUUGGAGGAAACCAACAGAAUAUACAGCCCGUGACGUUUGACGUAACCGGCAAGUGUACCCAGGCGGGACCGGUGACGGCGCCAUACAACCCCUUCAACUGUUACCCGUGCCCAAGCGGAGUGCCCACCGUGCCCACCCCUCCCCCACUGUCCACCUGUCAGCCGUGUUCAGUGGCUUACCCCAGCUACAAGUCCCCAGCCCUCAACAGCAUGGCCUCUGCAUACAUGCCCCGGGGCUGGCCCUCCUCUCAUUCCGUUUCGGACAUUCUUGCCUUGCACCCCUUCCCUCAGCCGAGUUCCCAGUCAUGCCCACCCGGGAUGCCCCAAGAGAACCUCAGCGCCCAAAUGGGUCAAACUUACAAUGGGUACAACAUUCGACCUUCUCUGCCUACACCCAUGUAUUUACAGAGUUGAAAUCUGCUUUAUACGUGUGUUAAAUUCGUUACAUCACAUCAUCAUUUCAUUGGGAUCAAUUGACAGACUGAAGAUGAUUGCCUGUUGUGGAAUUUGUAAUGUUGAAAGUUGAAGUGGGCCUAUUGUACUUCUUUGGAAGAAGGAGUAUAACCUGCAAAGGGAACACAGACGUUAACAUUUAUUAAAUGACAUCGAAAAUUCGCACCAAAAUUGAGACAACUUUUAGAAAAAUUGUCUGAUGACUUUCUGGAUAGCAGAACCUAUUCAUGCAUGCAUGGCGAAAGCUUAUGCUGCUAAUUCUGGUUGCGUUACAAGUUGUUGUGUAUGCGCAGAGAUAUCUCGCAUAAUUUUUCAUAUCAGGAAUCCCAGUGAUUUCUCUCACUAUUUUUCUAUAUUUCCAAACCUGAUCCAGUGAUGAUGAACGGGUGAGUGCAGUAGACUGCCCCAGUCUACAGAGCGGCAUGCAGACACAGAUAUAACGUUCAUAUCCAGCUUUUCCUAACAGUGAAGACAGCACGUUUUCCCUUCCCCAAUGUCGAUCUUCUUAUAUAAACGUGGCAUAAAAUUUACACAGCUAAAUACAAGCAGUGUUUUUAAAGGAAUGAUUUUGGUUACAUUUCCAAGGUGAUUUAUGUGACUUAAUGCUAGUUUUGCCUGUAUGCUGAAAAACGCCACCAGUGCCUGGACGCCCUAACUUAUUACGAUAUGCCAUAUGUCGCAUCCCUUAUGCAAACCAUCUUACUGGUCUGAACUUUUGUCGCUUCUUUUUCGCUAAACUGCUCACAGUACUUGUUUGUUACUUUUAUAUUUUGUUAAAUCACAAGCAAAUUUUUUUAUUUAUGUGAAAAAAAUGUUUAAACGAAAGAGUCUUUCUGACGACAUAAAUUAAUCUUACUGAGCUGACAAAAGUAUUUAUUAUGGCAUUCAUGUUCCAAGUUUUUCCAGUAAAAUGAAGAUAGAUGCAAAAUACAUUAAUAACAAUAUAGAAAAUGUUGUCAGUGGAAAAAGAAUGAUUUUCUUGCAUGCUUGAUAACAUGAGACUUCACAGAAAUUGGAGGGACUAUAUCAGAACCGUGCAAACCCGUAAUUAUAUGUAUGUGUUAUGCCGAUAAAAUUACGAAUUAAGGAUAUAACUCAUUGAAAUUU